This is a messenger RNA of Branchiostoma floridae (Florida lancelet), 2667 nucleotides long. Its product is annotated as nucleolar protein 56-like. Gene Ontology annotation, molecular function: snoRNA binding. Bases 127 to 1920 code for a protein of 597 amino acids. The transcript is spliced from 10 exons. Lineage: Eukaryota; Metazoa; Chordata; Leptocardii; Amphioxiformes; Branchiostomatidae. The record is from RefSeq and is a predicted model, not a curated record. Gene Ontology annotation, cellular component: small-subunit processome; box C/D methylation guide snoRNP complex.
AUUUUUUCCAUGCAAGCCUUACCCUGACGGCGAUCAUCAGAGAUCGAUUAUCCACCACGUGAUCCUUUCGUCACGUGAUAACCGUGCUACUCUCGCGAGAACUGACGAGACCAGGACCAAGCCAAGAUGGCUGGUCUUCACGUUCUGUACGAGCAUGCCUCGGGGUACGCGCUGUUCCGUGUUGAGGAGGUGGAAGAGGUUGGGAUGCUCCUACCCACCGUGGAGAAGAGCGUCAAGUCAUACGAGAAGUUCAACUCCACAGUGAAGCUUGUGGCCUUCUCACCAUUCAAGUCUGGCACUAACGCACUGGACAACUGUAAUGCUAUUUCUGAAGGAAUUCUCCAUGAUGAUCUGAAGGUUUUCCUGGAGAAUAACUUUCCUCUCAAGAAGAAGAAAGCCACCUUAGGAAUUGGUGACCCCAAGAUUGGCUCUGCAAUACAAGAGGAGCUUGGGAUACUGUUGACGGGUGGAGAUGUGGUACAAGAAGUCAUUAGAGGUAUCAAGUUACAUUUCCACCUGCUUGUGAAGGGGCUGACUGAGACAUCAGCCUCUAAGGCCCAGCUGGGGUUGGGCCACAGCUACUCCAGGGCCAAAGUCAAGUUCAACGUGCACAGAGCAGACAACAUGAUCAUCCAGUCCAUCAGUCUCCUGGAUCAGCUGGACAAGGACAUCAACACCUUCUCCAUGAGGAUACGAGAGUGGUACUCGUACCACUUCCCUGAGCUGGUGAAGAUCGUGAACGACAACUACAUGUACGCUCGUCUGGCGAGGAUCAUCGGUGACAGGAAGCUGCUGAAGGAGGAUCGUCUGGAGGAGCUGGAGGAGAUCACCAUGGACAGUGCCAAGGCUGAGGCUAUCAUACAGAGUGCCAAGUCAUCCAUGGGGAUGGACAUCUCCCCCAUUGAUCUGAUCAACAUCGAAACCUUUGCGUCCCGUGUGGUGUCCCUGGCGGAGUACCGGAAGUCGCUGCACGCCUACCUGCAGGGGAAGAUGCACAACGUGGCGCCCAACCUGUCCGCUCUGAUCGGGGAGCAGGUGGGGGCGCGCCUGAUCUCGCACGCAGGGAGCCUGACCAACCUGGCCAAGUACCCUGCCUCCACAGUACAGAUCCUGGGCGCUGAGAAGGCACUGUUCAGAGCUUUGAAGACUCGUGGCAACACCCCCAAGUACGGCCUUAUCUUCCAUUCCACGUUCAUCGGCCGAGCAGGGGCCAAGAACAAAGGGCGCAUCUCUCGUUACCUCGCUAACAAGUGCUCCAUCGCUUCCAGGGUGGACUGCUUCGCAGAUGUUCCAACAGACGUGAUCGGUAACAAGUUACGUGAUCAGGUGGAGGAAAGGCUAUCGUUCUACGAGACGGGGACAGCACCCCGCAAGAACAUUGAUGUGAUGAAGGAGGCAUUAUCAGAGAUGAAUGAAAUGAUUGCCAAGAAGAGAAAGGAGGACAAGAAAAAGAAGAAGAAGAGAAAGCUGACUGAAAAUGGGGAUCACAAUGCCACAACAGACGGGGCCGAGGAGGAGGAGACACCAGCAAAGAAGAAAAAGAAGAAAGGCCAAAGUGAGGGAGAACAGUCAGCUGCUGAUGUAUCACUGAACCAGAGCACCAUCACAGAUGGAGAAGGGGAGGGGAAGAAGAAGAAGAAAAAGAAGAAGCAGAGUGAGGCAGAAGCUACAGUGACAGAAACAGAGGUGUCGCAGAACGAGGGUGCGGUCGCUGAAGGAGACUCUGAGGGCAAGAAAAAGAAGAAAAAGAGAAAGAAGGAGGCAGCUGAGCCUGUUGAGGAGCAGGAGCCAGCUGAGGCGCCAAAGAAGAAGAAAAAGAAGCAGACUCAGGCUCUUGAAGAAAGCAUGGUUCUUGCAGAUGAUGAGGGAGAAUCGACACCAAAGAAGGAGAAGAAGAAGAAGAAAAAGGACAAGAAAUAGGAAACUAAUCAGCUGUAGAUACUAUCUUACCACACAAACAUUGUUAGUUGACAUUCUUGUUCAUAUUGAUUUGGCUUGUUUAUCUUUACCAAAAAUCUGGUAACAAGAUGUGACCCAAAGUGAAACUAUUGCAAGAUGAAUGCAAUAGUCAUUGUAUUACCACAAAAGGUGUUUUAAAUGUUUUUUUGGAAACUGUCUUAUUACAAAAGAAGCUAUUUUUUUGUAUCAGACAUGUCUCAUAGCAUCCCUGUAGAAUUAAGUUUUAGUGGCCUAAAUGUACAUGGGCAGGUGGUAGUAUGGAUGUGAUGUGUAACAUGAUUAGUGCCCAGUGCAUCUAUGUUGGCAAUUGCCUGUACACUGUCAAGCUUUGACGAUUUAGUCAUUUUAUUUAUAACUUUUUAUCUCCACCACUUUCUUAUAUAAAGAGAUCUGGUGUAGUAGAAUGGCAGUCAGUACAUGGAAGUACCUAUACAUGUAUUUGCCCAUGAACUGUAAUUCAUAUUCAGUCAUUUCAUGAAGGAAGUCCACCCUUCUGUCUUGUGCCAUUUCUUUAAUUCCAAAAUCCUGCUGCAGGACCUUUGUUUACUUGAAAAUGGAUAACAAUGCCAUGUGAACAUGUUUUCCAUAGGGCUGCUAGCAUUAAGAAUAUAAAACAUGUGGAAUCCCUAAGUACUGUAGUUGUCUGAUCUGGUUGGGAAGGCAGACCGUAUUAUUAUACAAUAAAUGACUUGCCUGAAAUGAUGAAAA